Pleurotus ostreatus (oyster mushroom) is the source of this 1791-nucleotide messenger RNA. RefSeq lists its product as uncharacterized. Lineage: Eukaryota; Fungi; Basidiomycota; Agaricomycetes; Agaricales; Pleurotaceae. The coding region runs from base 1 to 1791 and encodes 596 amino acids. The record is from RefSeq and is a predicted model, not a curated record. The transcript is spliced from 3 exons.
AUGUCGACCGUGGAAGCGAAGGAGGCUCUUGCGCUCCCUAUCAGAAAGCAGAUUUCGGACUGGACAUCAGUCAAGCACCAUCUCGAUCAAUGCGAUCACGAUCACCCCGAUUGCAAAGCACCGCAUACCUCUUUACCCGUGGGGUUUCGCGUAGUGGAUGUCAACGAAAGGCGUAUUGUCAAGAUGCCCGAGGGUUGUCGGUACGUUGCCCUGAGCUACGUUUGGGGGCCCAAUCCCGAUCCAUCACUCCUCCUUACCACCGUAUCUACAUUCUCGUCGUAUCAACAAAUCGGGGGCUUGAAUGCUCUCAAAAUGCCAAGGACCAUCGAGGACGCGAUGCGGGUGUGUAUCCGACUAGAAGAACGGUAUCUGUGGACCGAUCGCCUUUGCAUCAUCCAAGACGACCCGAAUGACAAGAUGGAGCAGAUCCAAGCGAUGUCGGGAGUUUACUCUUCUGCUGCGUUCGUUCUCGUCGCUGUCGAUGGAGAUCAUAUGAAUGCAGGGCUGGCGGGUAUGGGUCAAGAUAGGCAGGACCAAAAAUACGAAAUCAUCGAUGGGUUACUGGUUACCCUCGUUGGGGAAAUUUACCUCCAGGCCGUUGCCACGUCUGGUUGUUGGACAUAUCAGGAGGCUAUCCUCGCGAAACGAAAGCUUUACUUCACCUCCUCCCAAAUCCAGUUUGAAUGCGAGAAUCAGAUUUGGCACGAGGAUCGGCUUUCAUUCGGGUUUGGGAAUCUCAAUAAGAAAGCCCCGGAAAACCAAACUCCUGCGUUCACGAUGGGGUUAUAUGGGGGGCGGCAUGUUCCUUUUGGCGAAUAUAUAAGGCGUCUACUCGCCUAUCGUGAUCGAAAUUUGUCUUAUUCAUCAGACACGUAUAACGCCAUUACCGGCAUCCUGAACGCACUAUAUGAUCGCAAUGACCUCCAUUUCGGUCUUCCGCUCCCCGAACUAGAACAGGCCUUACUCUGGCGAUGUCACCCGGGCACAAAUCCUUGUUCGCAACGAGUCAAAGAGCUUGUUGGCGGCAUUUACCUCGAGGAGGACGACUUUCAAGGUUCCUUAGUGUCAUGGUCGCUCUGUUCGUAUGAUAAGGAUGAUAAGGUCGUCGUUCUACCUGCCAAUAUUUGGAGUCAGCCUUUGUCAUGGAUGAAGAUUGCGGACUCAUGGACCAAUCGCCGAGUGUCCGCGCGUGUGUCGAUGGCUGUGGCUUGGAUGUCAGGUUGUUUCGAGUUACCUGUGCCAGAGGGAUCUUCAUGGGAGCAGAUCGGGUUUGAAGACUUGGAUAGAGUGUUGAUGGAUAGGUGGCCAACUUAUCGCGACUUUGCUGUGGAAGUCUUUACUUCUCUGACCGCCGAAUCAAGCAAUCCCCAUCCUUUGAAAACAGGGAUGUUCCCAGGAGCUCUUCGGGGCCAUGCGCAGGUCGCUCGUCUCAGAAUACUGAAUUCGCAUGCCACCCUUAGGGUUGUCGAUCUCGGUGGCAAUAGAAUAGGCGCCGUCAGCAAAUUGGAACCCCUCGUCCAAGCCGAAAUUCUCCCCCAAAUUGAACGUGGCGAGGACAUAUUCGAGUUCAUUGCAUUGUCCGUUGCGUUUGACACCACCUCCUUCAUCUAUUUUCCGCCCCCGUCGCGCCAUCUCGAUACCAGCGGCAAGUCCCUCGAGAGUGCUUUAACAGUCGCCGUCAUGGUCGCUGGUAGAAGGAAUGGCUGCAUGUACCGCACCUCCAUUGGUAAAGUUUACCUCCAAGAAUGGGUCAAUGCUAGCCCCAGAUUUGAAGACGUUGUGUUGAUGUGA